UGAAAAUACAUGUCUCAACAAGUAUGGCGACUAGGGCUUUGAGGGAUAUUCAUAAGAAAACUGAAACAGAUUGGAAGGACCAAUUCAAAAAAAUUAGGAACUAUGGUGAGGAAUGCCUAAAGUCUAUUCCAGAUAGCACAGUGGUGAUUCAUACUACACGAGUAGUUCCUCAAGCUCCUGCUGUAUUUCAACGCAUAUAUGUGUGCUUUGGACCUGUUAAAAGAGGUUUUCUUGAAGGAUGUAGAAAGGUUAUAGGCCUAGAUGGGUGCUUUCUUAAAGGACUACUAAAGGGGGAGAUCUUAACAGCAGUUGGUAGAGAUGGAAAUAAUCAGAUGUACCCCAUCGCUUGGGCGGUAGUGGAGAUCGAAAACACCUCUUCUUGGACCUGGUUUUUAGACCUUCUGAAGACAGAUCUGCACAUAAGCAGGCCAGAUUUAUGGACUAUAAUUAGUGACCAACAAAAGGGUCUUUCUAAUGUCAUAGCAAGUGUAUUCCCGGGGGCUGAGCACAGGAAUUGUGCCAGACAUAUCCAUGCAAAUUGGAGCAAAACUCAUAGGGGCAUGCUUCUUAAAAAGCUAUUCUGGAUGUGUGCAAAGUCCACCUGUGAAGAACAACUGCAGGCUUCAUUAUCAGAGUUAGAUAAAGCAGACAUCGAGGCUGGUAGGGACCUGCGUAAACAUCCUUUCAAGCUAUGGUGCAAGGCUUAUUUUAGGCCUGAGGUGAAAUGUGACACUGUGGAGAACAACUUAUCAGAGGCGUUUAAUAGCACCCUUUUGAAAUGCAGAGCAAAACCGCUUAUUCCCAUGUUAGAGCACAUGAGAGUUGCAAUGAUGAAAAGGAUUGCCAAAAAAAGGAAGUAUGUGCAGAAGUGGUCAGGUAUAACAUGUACUACAUUCACUUACCAAAACUAUACUUGAAAUGACUUCAGAAUAAUUACAAUAUAAUUAUGCAGGACAAUUUGGACCUAUUAUUAUGCAAAAAUUAAACAAAAGCAUCUUAGCUAGCCAAGGGUGGAAUGUUGAUUUCAAUGGGGAUGAUGGGUAUGAGAUAAAAAAAGAAGGCACCAGUUUAAAGUCAGUCUAAAAGCAAAAACAUGUUCAUGUAGAAGGUGGGAUUUGUCUGGAAUACCUUGUGCGCAUGCCAUUUGUGCUAUAUUUGACAAUGGCCAGGAUCCUGAACAAUAUGUGGAUAAGUGCUAUUCGAAAGAGUUAUACCAGAAAACUUAUGCAUACACUCUUCCACCUAUCAAUGGAGAGCUGUUAUGGCCACGUACUGAGCAUGAAGAAAUCUUGCCUCCAAAGCCUAAGAAGAUGAGUGGAAGGCCAAAGAAGAAGAGGAUCCGGGAAGCUAAUGAAGUGCCCUCAUCUGGUACUCAACUUUCCAGAAAAGGUAGGAUUAUGAAAUGCUCCAUAUGUGCAGGGGAAGGACACAACAAGUCUUCUUGUCCCAACAAGAACACAACUACCUCAACUGAGGCUGGAUCUACUCAAGGAGUGUCCAGUGGUGUAGAGGGGGAAACUGAAGGUCCUGCUGCAAGAGGACAAAGAGGACAUGGCCAAGGUCAAGGUAAAGGGAAAACACAAAGGGGAAGGAGAGGCUCAAGGGGUGGAGGGAAAGCACAAAGGGGAAGUGUACAAAGAGGUUUUGGUGUCUAUUUUGAUGAGAACACUGGUGAAACCCUCAUUGAUCCUGGACAACCGAGUGAAAGAGUGCUUAACUGAGAUGCAGUUGGAAGAAGGAAGUGAGAUGUUGAACAUGUAGCAUGGAAGAGAAAUGUGGUCUGUGUAAUGAUAUAGUUAGGUGUGAAUUUGUGGUUGUUUUGGUGGAUAACUUUUGUAUGGUUGGUGGUAGCCUUUAAAGCCAUUUGGUUGUACGAAUGACUGCAAUGCUUUUGCCUUUUUUUUGUUGUUGAUGUUGGCUGUAAAGUAAGGGGAAUCUGUGGGGCUGAAAUUUGGCCUUGGUGUGGCCCG
Messenger RNA from Cuscuta epithymum, 1970 nucleotides. The record is from the annotation of a GenBank genome assembly. Lineage: Eukaryota; Viridiplantae; Streptophyta; Magnoliopsida; Solanales; Convolvulaceae.